UUAGCCCAGAAGAACCCAGAAGCCGUAGAGGCUGUCGUAAAAAGCAGUAUCGCGGUGAAAAUUGCGAAUCAAUCUCUAUCCAUGGAGGUUAAGAAAUACAGAAAGCAAUUGAAAGCGCUCGAGAGGGACCUUCAAGAGCAUCAAGAAGAGUCGGAGAGGAAUGAGAACGCUUUGCUCGAACGGCUUCGUGGGCAAGAAUUUCUUGUGGAGGAAGAAAAGCGAAGGCGGGAGAAGGUGGGUUCGGGCAGGUUGCACUCGAAUACAUCAAACCAGCGAUCGCUCGAUCCAACUGCUCUUGCAGAGAGGCAGGCGAUGCUCGAGGAAGAGUUGGGUGCUGCGAGGGAUGCCCUACAAGAGACAAAUGAUGAACUUGAGCGUCUACAUCGUGCUCUAGAGAAGUCGAAUGCGUCUCCGAUGGCUCAACGCAAUGCUCGCUUUGCCGAUAUGGAAACCGAUUCACUUCGAUCGAAGCACGAGGCACAGCUUCUCGAGAUUCGGUCCGAGCUUGAGCAAGCUCAUUGCGAUAUCGAAACUCGAGAUCAGAAGAUUGAAGAGCUGGAGGAUGCACUUGCAAGCUUGAGACUUGAGAACGAGCGAUUAGAGCAUGACGUUCGGCAUGCUGUAGUGGAAAAUAGCCAAAGCAGGGUCGAGAUGUCAGAGGAACGACACUCUUUGCAGAUGGAGAAGGACGCCCUUCGUGAUCAAGUGGCUUCUCUAUCAAUUCAGCUUGAGCAGAAGGAAAAUGACCUGGAAGCUCGUGUCGAAGAACUUGACAUUUACGCUGCGGAGAUUGAGAGACAGGACGAAGAGUUGGAGACACUCAAGCAAGAACUUGAGGAUGAGCGAGCUCGUGGUGAUGAGCUUCACGAGGAUAACCUGGAGCGUGAGGCAAAGAUCGAAGUUCUUACUCGACAGCACGCCCAAGCCCUGUCUUCUGCAGAGAACGAGCUCGAACGUUCGAAGGCCGAAGUUGGGAAGGUCAAUUCGAAAGUUAUCGAGCUCGGGCAAACUCUCGAGCGGAACGCCAUACGGUCGGAGCGUGAGCUUACCGAAGUCCUUUCCCGACUACAAUCAAGAGAAGAAUUGUGCGACCAACUUCGGGAUAAAAUCACGUCUACGAAUGCGGAAUUUGCGAAGCUCAGGGAUUUAUACUUCAAUGCACAAGAUUUGAUUGCAGACCAUCAAGCUAGGGAGGACGAGCUUAUCGCAUCUAUGGAGGAACUUGCGCGCUCCCGUGAUCAGCAACGAUUUUCUCGCAGCGCAGCGGAACUUGCUCUCAAGGAAGUCGGCGAGCAGUUGUUCGACGCCGAAGACGAUCUGAAGAGGGAGAGGACGGAGUUUAGUCAGAUCAAGAGCGGGCUAACGAGAGAAUUGAGCGAUAAGUCUCAGGCUCUUCUGCAGGCACAAAGCGCCGUGAAGUCCCUCAAUCUACUUCUCGAGCAGCGGGAAGCCGACCUUUCUCUGGUUCGCUCGGCUUUGAAAGAACUCGAACAACAACAGAAGACGCAACUUGGAAAAGGUCGUACUUCUGAUAGCAGGUCUUUUGACCUAGAUCUUGACCGACUACAGUGGGAACUUCAACUUCGGGAGGAUGAACUUCAGCAAGCCCGAGAAGUGAUCCAGAACCACACCCGAGUAAUGCAGGAGCAGCAUACUCACAUUGAUCAAUUGUCUUUCGAGAAUGAAGAGAUGUCGACUCACGUCUCGUCACUCAGUCAAUCCCGGGACAGCCUGCUCGAGCAACUGAAACGUGCUGAAGAGACUUUGAGACAUUCGGAGGAUCAUCUGGAUCAAUGUCAAGCUCGAGUUGCGGAACUCGUGCAGAAGCAAAGCGCUGACAAGCAGUCUCACCUUUCCAAGGAGCAACAAUACCGUGAUCAGCUAACGGAGCGGAACACUUUGCUUCUCGCUUCGUCCCAUUGUGUAGAAAAGAUCCUCGGAGCUGACGGUAGCGAGAUCACCGCGACAACUGAUCUUGACUCUCUGGAGGACUUUUCCAGUUUCAAGAAGAAUUUGACUUGUCGUCUCACAAGGCUCGAGCAAAUACGGGCCGCAUUCGAAGCCACUGCAAAAGAGAUAGAGGAUAGGUAUUCGGAGAAGGUUUCCGCCGUUAUGCGUGCAUUGGAUGAGCGAAGCAUACAGAUCGAAGAGCUGGCUCGUCUCAAAGGGCAUCGGAGGGAAAAACACGAGACCCGGGACUUGGAGCUCAAGUCUUCUAGAGUGGCUAUCUCGCAGCUUGCAACUAAGGUCACAAACUUGGAGCGGCAGGUAAAUGAUCAGCUCAAGGAGCUCGACCGUACACGAGAUACCCGGCGAGAAAUCAACCCUCCUGCUGAAUCCUGUGAGGAGACGAAGGAAAUUUCCGACCCAGAGAAAGACCCUUCAGCAUCACGAUCUACAACACCCGCGUCACAACCAUCAGCGAGUCCGAAGGGAAAUAAGCAAGAUUGGGUCUCUGUAUCCCCAGACACCUCUGAAUGCCACACAAUGGAGCUUGAGACCAAUAUCAAGGAGCUUCAUCAACAGAUCGAAAUAACGAACAAGCGGGCGGCACAUCUCGGAGCAAUGCUUAAGACAGCGAGGAGGGUGUUAUUCAUGAGUUAAUUGGCGGCCACUUUAGGGUCUGCAAUGUUUUGGAUAGUCUGUGUAUCUUUAUCUCGCAUUAUAAGUAGGUAAUAUUAUGGUUC
This is a messenger RNA of Cantharellus anzutake, 2687 nucleotides long. RefSeq lists its product as uncharacterized. The record is from RefSeq and is a predicted model, not a curated record. Lineage: Eukaryota; Fungi; Basidiomycota; Agaricomycetes; Cantharellales; Hydnaceae. Bases 82 to 2604 code for a protein of 840 amino acids. The transcript has 12 exons.